AGUAGCCACACUGCUUGAUAACAGACUCAUUUCUACUGGCAUCUCUGACUGUGGCCAGGGCUCUGCAACACCAGCCCUCCCUGUGGCCAAAGCAUCACCCAUUCACCACACAGGCUGGUGCUUGCACUCCAUGCAACCAUGUCAUUGGCCCUCCGUGUAGCGGUAGUGACUGGAGCUAACAAGGGCCUUGGCUUCGCCAUCACGAGGGACCUGUGCCGGAAUUUCCCUGGGGACGUGAUACUCACCUCGAGGGAUGAGGCGCGGGGCCGGGCAGCUGUGCAGCAUCUCAAGGCUGAGGGCCUGAGCCCACGCUUCCACCUGCUGGACAUUGACAACCUGCAGAGCAUCCGCGCCCUGCGUGACUUCCUGUGGGAGGAGUAUGGGGGCCUGGACGUACUGGUCAACAAUGCAGGCAUCGUCUUCACACCUGAUGAUCCCACACCCCUACAUAUUCAAGCAGAAGUGACCCUGAAGACAAACUUCUUUGGCACCCGAGAUAUAUGCACAGAACUGCUGCCUCUAGUGAAACCCCAAGGCAGAGUGGUGAAUGUGUCUAGCAUAAUGAGCUUUCUAGCACUUAAACAGUGCAGCCCAGAACUGCAACAGAAGUUUACAAGUGAGACCAUCACAGAGGAGGAGCUGGGGAUGCUCAUGAACAAGUUUCUGGAAGACGUAAAGAAUGGAGUGCACAAGAAGGAGGGCUGGCCUGAUAUCAAAAUAGCAGCCUAUUCAGUGUCAAAAAUGGGUGUCACCGUUCUGUCCAGAAUCCAUGCCAGGAAACUGAGUGAGCAGAGGAGAGAUGACAAGAUCCUCCUGAAUGCCUGCUGCCCUGGGUGGGUGAGAACAGACAUGGGUGGACCAAAAGGCAUCAAAAGCCCAGAGGAAGGAGCAGAGUCGCCUGUCUACUUAGCCCUUUUGCCCUCAGAUGCUGAGGGGCCUCAUGGCGAGUUUGUUAUGGAAAAGAAAGUUGAACAAUGGGGACUCCCCUUUCAGUUCCCUUCAUGGUUCCUUACUAUAAUCUCCUCAUGACUGACCAAAAAGACUGCUAUCCUGUCAGCAGUAUUCUUAUAAAAAAAUAAAAGAUUGUUGAGGGAAUCACUAUUCCUAUUGAGGACCCACACUGAAUUGCCCACUAAUUCUGUUAAUUUUCUGUGAUUUCUUCUGUGAUAUAGAGGGAAAAAAUGGAAUUGAUGACAAAAAUAAAUGAACAUUACAUGCGAAUAAACAAUUCUAAGUCAA
Molecule: messenger RNA, 1239 nt
Organism: Canis lupus familiaris (dog)
Lineage: Eukaryota; Metazoa; Chordata; Mammalia; Carnivora; Canidae
Product: carbonyl reductase [NADPH] 1-like
Exons: 3
Coding region: 139-1029 (296 amino acids)
Molecular function (GO): carbonyl reductase (NADPH) activity
Source: RefSeq, a predicted model, not a curated record